AUGGCGGAGAGAAACAACAUGGAGUCUAGCAGGGUACUAGAGGCGACCUAUGACGUCAUCCCCGUCCACCAAUCGGGGCCGGAGCACGGCGAGGGGGCGUGGCUCUCCUGCAGCUCAGGCACAGGAGCCUGUGAACUUCAGACCGAGGACCGGGUCUCUACCGGGUCUGCACCGGGUCUCCACCGGGUCUCAACCGGGUCUCCAGCGGGUCUCUACCGGGUCUCCACCGGGUCUCCACCGGGUCUCUACCGGGUCUCCACCGGGUCUCAAGUGGGUCUCUACCGGGUCUCCAGCGGGUCUCAAGUGGGUCUCUACCGGGUCUCCAGCGGGUCUCCACCGGGUCUCCACCGGGUCUCUAACGGGUCUCCACCGGGUCUCUACCGGGUCUCCAGCGGGUCUCCUGCGGGUCUCUACCGGGUCUCUACCGGGUCUCCACCGGAUCUCCACCGGGUCUCCACCGGGUCUCUACCGGGUCUCCACCGGGUCUCUACCGGGUCUCUACCGGGUCUCCACCGGAUCUCCACCGGGUCUCUACCGGGUCUCCAGCGGGUCUACAGCUGGUCUCUACCGGGUCUCUACCGGGUCUCCUGCGGGGCUCUACCGCGUCUCUACCGGGUCUCCAGCGGGUCUACAGCGGGUCUCUACCGGGUCUCCAGCGGGUCUACAGCGGGUCUCUACCGGGUCUCUACCGGGGCCGGUCCUAUGAGCUCCUCGUCCCGCUCCUCGUCCUUCAUGGUGAUGCCUCGGCCCCCCCCCGGUGGCUCCACGGCCUUCAGCAUCGACUCUCUGAUCGGGGUGCCCCCCCCCCAGCCGGGCCCGGGUCACUUCCUGUACACCGGGUACCCGAUGUUCAUGCCCUACCGGUCCGUGGUGCUGCAGCCGCCCCCGCCCCCCCCGGUCCCGGCCGGGCACCACCCGGGCUUCAUGGCGCAGGGCCUGGCGCUGACCUCUGGCCUCAUGGCGGCGCUGCCCGGAAGCUUCCCCCCCCCCCCGGCCCAGCAGCACCACGAGCCGGCCCGGAAGUUCGGUUCGCACGCGCUGCACCCGGUGUUCGACAAGGAUCUGCGGCUCGAGGCGGAGGACGCGAGGAGCUUCCGGGACCCGGACCCGGGUCAGACCUCCACAGGCAGAGGACUCAGCAGAGACGACUCGAAGGACGAGGACCGGAAGGACGAGAGCUUCUCCAUGGACAGUGAUCUGGACUACAGCUCGGACGAGAACGUGCCGUCGCUGGGACACAAGGAGGACGGGGACGCGCCCGGGGGUCUGGAGGACCACGGGCCCGGGUCCGGGUCCGGGUCCGGGGGGUCCGGGUCCUCCGGGGGGGCCUCCGGGGGGGGUAAGAACCGUCGCAGGAGGACGGCCUUCACCUCGGAGCAGCUGCUGGAGCUGGAGAAGGAGUUCCACUGUAAGAAGUACCUGUCGCUCACCGAGCGCUCGCAGAUCGCGCAUGCGCUGUCGCUCUCCGAGGUGCAGGUGAAGAUCUGGUUCCAGAACCGGCGCGCCAAGUGGAAGCGGGUCAAGGCCGGGAACGUGAACAACAAGUCCGGGGAGCCGAACCGGAACCCGAAGAUCGUGGUCCCGAUCCCCGUGCACGUCAGCCGCUUCGCCAUCCGGAGCCAGCACCAGCAGAUGGAGCAGAACCGACCGUAG
Messenger RNA from Limanda limanda (common dab), 1653 nucleotides. RefSeq names its product homeobox protein GBX-2-like. NCBI's taxonomy places the organism in Eukaryota, Metazoa, Chordata, Actinopteri, Pleuronectiformes, Pleuronectidae. Gene Ontology annotation, cellular component: nucleus. The record is from RefSeq and is a predicted model, not a curated record. Bases 1 to 1653 code for a protein of 550 amino acids. Gene Ontology annotation, molecular function: RNA polymerase II transcription regulatory region sequence-specific DNA binding; DNA-binding transcription factor activity, RNA polymerase II-specific. Gene Ontology annotation, biological process: regulation of nervous system development; regulation of transcription by RNA polymerase II. The transcript has 5 exons.